UGAUGGGUAGACUAGUUAACAAAAUUACGAUAAGUAAGAUUCGUAGUUGUCCGACGCGGGAAAUAGAUUAUAUUGUAUAGAAUAUAAUAAAAUUAUGUUUUGAAAGAAACAUAAUGUCUAGAUGACUUGGAGAGCUCAAUUAUAAAAAGUCUAUGAUUUGAAGACUCUUGUGGUUUUUAUUUUUGGCUGUAGAACAAGCCAUUUCUUUGCUAUUGUCUUUUCAGUUAUGGAUAAAACAUUGAAGCAGAUGACAAAACUUUUGGAAGUUAAAAACCAGACUCAAAAACAUGAACAAGAAAAAUCUACAUUACUAGAAAAUUCAAAAGAACUAGAAGUUGUGCCUGUAGAAAAAAGUAAAGUAGAGGAUGUAACAAAUGUUAUGGAGGAGAGUAUCCAAGAGAAAGAGAUACAGAUAGAAAAUGGCACAUUGAACUCAUCUCCAUCACAUGCACAACAUACUUCAUCUUAUGCUUCUAAUUCUUUGUAUAGAAAUAUAGUUGAUGAAGACAAUAAUGACAAAGGUUUUGGUACAAAGGACCAAAUAGCACAUAAUGUGGUUAAUGCCACAUCUAAUGUACAAGAAAGUGGGCCUGUUAAGGAGAAGGAUAAAGAACUAACCAGUCAGUGGCAAAUGCAAGAAUCACAAAACAAAUAUUUAGCAGAUAGUCAUUUUUCCAGUGAAAAAACAAAGGGUCAAGCCCAGAGAAAAUGUGAAAUUCUAGAAGGAAACGUCAUCAAUGAUCAUCAUCAGUUUCUACCAAGAAAUCAGGGAUGUUUAGAUAUAAUAAAGAAAGAAAAUGAAGUUACUGUGAAUGUGGUUCAUGAACCUGUUAUGAAAAUAUUGGAGAACACAGAUCUGCAGAAAUUACAGAGUGAAGUUGAAAUCAUUUUUCAAGUAGACCAGGAUGAAAUGGUUAUUGAAAAGUUGAAAAGUAAAGAAGGUGUAAAGAAAGUAAAUGACAAUACAGUUGCUGAAGAAGUUCGAGACAUUGUGGAAACAGCUGUAGAUAGUGAUAAUGUUAAAAAAGAUGAUAGCAAAGUCAAUUUCACUAUGAAAAAAUCCCAUGAAAAGCAUGUAGAUGUAGGGGAAAACUCUAAGAAACUUGGAGAAAUUAGUUGUUCAGGAUUACUUGAUACUUCAAAUCAUGAGGAAUUAGUUCCAGAUAAAGAUAUAAUGCUUGAGAAAAAUGAAAUCAUGAGUGUAGUUCCUCAGAUUAAUGAUGGUGAUUUUAUCACAGAACCAUCUGAUGAACAAAAACUUAACUUGAAACAGACAAAUUAUGUUACACAAAGCUUAAACUCAUCUGUGCAUAAAGGAAAACUUUCAAAUACAGAACAAGAUGUGAAAGCUGUAGGACAGAAAGAAAAGUUAAAGUGCAUAGAAAAUUCAAAAGUUAAAGACAAUCCCAUGUUGGUAAAAUCAUCUGAUUUAAUUACAGAAACCUCUGAAGUCAGUCAGUCAUUGUCAUCAAAUGAACAGAGUUUAACAGAGAGUGAAGAAACAAGAUGUCAACAGCUUGGGUCAGAUAAAAAAUUAAAUGCUAAAGACAUAGAGGAAACUGAAAUGACACAAAAAAUAGAAAGAAAGAAUAGAAGUCUUGAUAAAAAUAAUUAUAAUAGCACAGUCUUAGAUGUAGAAAAUUUUACAAAUUCUGAAAGAGAAGCAUCAGUAAAAGUUGACAGAACAGCAGAAAGAUCAUCAGGUAAAAAAAAAAGGUCUACCAUAGAAAGCACUAUGAGGACAUCAUCUGUUGAUUCUGAGUUAGAUGAAGCAUCUUUAAAAACUCCAUCACGUCCUUUAGAAAUAAUGAAAGAGUACAAGUCUUUUGUGAAACAAGAAGCUGAAAAAAUAAAAGCAGGAACUGUGUAUACCACUGCACACCUCAAAACACUAUCUCAUAAUGGAUUUCAUAAAGAACAAGUUGGAAAACCAUUAUCUGGAGGAGCUAAAAGGAAGUAUUCAGCAUCACCUGCAGACACUGAAAGUAAAGCAACACCAAGAAGAGAAGAAAAUGAUGAACCUCCAAAGCUUGAAACUCUCGAAAAUGAAUCGUAUAAAAAACCUUUUCAGCAUGGAUGGAAAAGAGAAAUAGUUUUUCGAGCAGUUGUAGAAGGCAAACUUCAAAACAAGAAGGGGAGAAUGGCUGAUAUUUAUUACUCCAGUCCAACUGGACAGAAACUGAGAUCCAUAAAAGAAGUGCAGUCUUUCAUGGAAAAACAUCCCAGUUUUCGUCUUCCUUUGGAAUACUUCACAUAUGCUAAAUAUUCUGUUUAUCAUGAGCCUUUAGAGAUUCACAGAUUAGCCAGUACAAAAUCUAAAACAUUAGAAAUUAUCUCUUCUACUCCUACUAAGAGGAAAAGAGUGUCCACCUCCAUAACUCCAGAAAUUAAAGUGCCAGUACCCAAAGCAAAAGAAACACCAAAAAAACAAUUGGAUGGUAGUGUAACACCUAAAACAGAAAAAAGGUGUAUUCCAAAAAUCAAGCCUACACCCACAGCAACAGGCAUACGUAAAAAAAGUUUGGAUAAUAUUGUAUCUAAAGGAGGAAACAAAUACAGUCCAAGAAUCAAGGAUACACCCAUAGUGCAAACAAGCGCACAAAAGAAACUGUCAGAUCGUGUUUUCACAUCUAAAGGAGAAUUAAGAUGUGGCCCACGAAUUAAGUAUACACCCAUAGUGCCAAGAAGCACACCAAUAAAACUAUCAUAUGGUAUUCUCAAACCUAAAAGAAAAAAAAAAUGUGGUCCAAAAAUAAAGUUUACACCCAUACGACUUAAAGAAGGUAAAUCUUCACCACAGAUCCAAUAUUUUUUGCAGUCUGUCAUAAAAAUCCCUAAAAUCUGUAUUAGGAAAUUAGAUUCAGAAAAAAGUGUGCAGGCACAAGAUAAGAUGCAGAUCAGUGCAAGCAAUAAUGUACAGGAUGAAGAUAAGAUGCAGAUCAGUGCAAGCAAUAAUGUACAGGAUGAAGAUAAGAUGCAGAUCAGUGCAAACAAAAGUAUACAGGAUGAAGCUAAGAAGCAGGUUAGUGCAAACAAAAGUUUGCAGGAUGAAGUGAAGCAGAUCAGUUCAAACAAAAGUAUGCAGGAAGAAAUUAAGACACAGAUUAAUGCAAACAAAGUAAAGAAGCCAAAAGCUAGGAAGAAGAUUAAUCCAAAGAAAAAUGAGCAAGUAAAACAUAAAAAGCAUCAGAAAACUUUCUCUUUGCUAUCCAAGAUCAAAGUUCGUUCAUCUAAAGCCAUUCUGUGUUCUCUACACUGUAUGGGUCGGAACUAUGAGCUCCCCUCCCUUCACUGUGGAAUAUGCCUCUGUCUGUUUCAUCCAGAGUGUGUUGGUAUUCCUCCCUCAAGCUGCUCUUCCAUUUUUAUAUGUCAGUUUUGCAGGAAAAAUGUUAAAGGAAAAGUGUUGUUUCUUCCAUCUGGUGAUCGCCCUUUCAUGCCUCAAGAAUUUCAGUUCUUGAAUCAAACAAAACCAUUACAUAAUGGAAAAGCUGAGGAAGAAGCAUUGACACCUGCUAAACCACCUGCUGAGAGUAAUAUACGGCCAAACACAACCAUUCCUCUUCCAGAAGUGGUGCUUACUCAAGAUCCCUUUGCUAAAGAAGGGAGCAUCAGAAACAACACCCCAAAAGCAACUGUACCACUCAAGACAUCCCUUGCUUCUUUGAGCAGUUUGGAACUUCAAGCUAUCCAUCCAUUUCCUGGUGCCCCAGUAAGGCAUAGUCUUCCACAGGGACAAAAAUUCAUACAUAGAAAUUCUCUUGCAGGUGAUAAUAUGGGACAAGUUUCAAAUGUUUCUCCUGUUUCCAAUAGUGAUGGGGUUCAUGGCUCUGUUGUGCAAAAUGUGCUUUUUAUGCCUGUACAUACUCAGACUUCUUCUUGUAGACCAGCAUCUGUUCAAGUAAUUCAGUCUCCAUCACAUGUCAUUGGUAGUGUUUCUGGUGCAGUAGUAACCUCUCUUCCACUUUUGUCAAGUUCUUCUCCUCAUCUAUUGCAAGCACUUUCAUCCCAUCCUCUAGUUAGAACUGGAAAUGAAGCUAUUGUUGAUGCUGGUAAAUCCCAACUAUUUCAAAGAACCCAGAAAAAUGUACUUUCACCAGCCCAUAGUACAGUUGCAAAUACGCCUUUGUUACCAGAUGGGUUCCUUGUUACUAACCCUGUAGGCAAACCAGUAACUGAGAAUACUAAUUUACCUUUACCCAUUUGCUCUGGUUCCUUAAAGCUACAGCCAGUAACAAAUUUAGUCACAUGUUCUUCGGGUAGUAACAUCUGUUUGACUCCAACCGUGUCUGUAGUACCUUCUUCAAGUAUAGCAGUUCUGCCUCAGGUUCUCCCCUUGAGGGGGUCUGUGUGUUCCACAAUCCCUUUUGCUUCAAAUAGUUCCACUUUCAGGGUACAAAUACAGAAAUCUAAUCCUGUCCAUUUAUAUAAGAUUGACCUUUCUGGGAGAAAGUGGUUAGAUAACAUGAAGACUACUAGUACUACAACAACAACAGUGUCAGACAAGAACAGUUUUGCAAUGUCUAAAACAGUAGCUGUUGAAAAGAAGACUGAAUCUUCUCUUACAGAAGAAGUACCACAAGCAACUAUUCCAUUUGUGAGUAGCCACAUAGAAACACCUUCACCAUUACCUAAAGAAGAUUUAAUGGUUCUAGAAAGUGAAGCACCUAGUGUGCAAACAGAGAUUGAAAAACAUAGUGUGCAAUCAGAGAUUAAGCUCAAAGAGGUUAAAGUUACUCUUGUCAAACUCCCAGAACGCAUAUACAACUAUUCUGUGAGGAGUCAGGCUUCUAAAGAAACUCUAAAAAUGCAAAAACCAAAACCGUCACUCUGUUAUAUUAAUCAACUGGUUGGAGGCUUUGAUUGUAUAAAUUAUAUAUUCCAGUAUUUAGGAGUAGCGGAUCUUCUCAGAGCCAGUCAAGUUUCUCGGUCAUGGAGAAAUAUUGCAAGACAAUCAAAUCUUUGGAAAUCUGUGUGUUUAAAAGAUCUGUACAUAACCAAUUGGGCCCGCUGUACCAGAACUUUACAACAAUUCAACACAACUUCUCUUGAUUUAAGAGAUGUUAAGCAUAUAGAAGAUUGUGUAACUUUCUGGCAUUACUUCAUCCAGUGUUUGGAAGACUUGAGAAAUAUUCGGUUUCUUACAUUUGGAGAGGUAGUACCAGAAGUUUUACCAGCAGUUUUUGAAACAAUUACUCAACUCCGAAGUCUCACCGCUGAAUGUGUCACUGAAGCCAUGGGGCCAUCAGUCUGGACUAUGUUGUGUAAAAUUGACUUCAUUAAAAUUAGAAGACUUACCAAUUUGAACUCUUUGUGGAUAAGGAGUGGAGGUGGGCUGCGACUCUCACCAUUAUUAUCCAGUGGGAGUAUACGGUGUUUGGGAAAUCUUAAUAUGCUUCGACAUCUGCACCUUACUACUCUUGUUGGUGCCCCAAGUGAAUCAUUUCAAUUCAUUGAAAAGCUUCUACUCUUAGAAUCUUUAGCAAUUGGGAACUGUUAUUUCUGGAACAGUUGGAAUUAUGCAUGUCUUGGUAAACUGAAACACCUGAAAAAACUGAGACUCGAAAAAGGAGGCCAGUUAAAUGAUCCUGGCUUGCAGAAUGCAUUAUCAAAUUUAACACUUCUGGAGGAACUCCAGCUAUUGUAUUUUGUGAUACCAUCCAAUUUGGGAUCUGCAUUACAAAAGCUACAAAACCUAAGUCAGCUAGUUAUGUGGCCAGACAUCUAUAAACAAGCACCAAGGGUGAAUCAGAAUACUUUAGAAGCUGUAUAUUCUCUCAAAAUGUUGAGUAAAUUUAGCUGGGGAGUGAUGUCAUUACCAUCGGAAACGAACAAUGAAGAUAAUACAUGUGAUAAACAAAAAAUUAUUCCUUUCUUAAGGCACAAAGAAAACUGUCAGUGGUCAUCUAUUAAAAACAGCAGCAAGAACCAAAUUAACCCUGAAUGUAUAGUGAGGGUACACUUAGAGGAACUUGAACAACAGUUAAGAAAUCUACUUACAAAUACCAGGAUUACUGUUUAUAGUGUGCCAUUGGAAAGUUUUAAUAGGUUUUGCAGUGCUUUCAGAUGAUAUGAAUCACAGAUCAUGACUGAUUAGAAUGGGUUAGGGUAAGUAACCUGUAUCUAAUAGUUCGAAAGUUGGGUUGAAGACCAUUCCCAAGAAAACUGCUUCUAAGGACCCGCCAAAAGUUGUUGUUUUUCUAAGAAGAAAAUCUGUCAAUCAUGUAGAUGUUUGUAAAGAAUGUUUUAUCUAUUGUCAGAAACAAGUGUGUAAAUUUUAUAAAUACCUGAAGGGCGGGAGUUGCAUGCGAGAGAUUUAAGAAUAUCAAUUUGUUAUACGACUUUUUCACAGUGUGUUGGUAUUACUGAUUUUGAACCAUACAAUAUAUUGAGGCAUUUUAAUUUUAGAAAAAUUUGACUGUUAAUUACCAGCUAUAUUUUAAAAUUUGUAACUUUCUGUGAUUAAUAUAUUUAAAUGUUUUGUAAAAGGCUUAUUCUACUGUCUUCUUUAAUAGCUAAUUGGUUAGUGUUAAAACAACAUCACAAUCCAAUUACAGUUUAAGUCUACAAAUAACUUCUCACAAAAACAUUUUAAGGUCCAUUCUUUGCUUUUUCACUGCCAAAUAUACUUGCUGACAGUAAUAUACGUUUUUAUCUAACUGAAAGUGCCACUACCCUAGUCGAUAUAAAGAUAUCAGUUAACGGAUUAGCUUUAUUUUGAAUAAAAUAAAAUAAUAUUGAGACAUGAAACAAUUUGAUGUGUUCCAUCUUUUAGUAUUUUUAUUUUGAAUGUGGUAUGUUUUCUCACCUAAACACUGUAAAAUUGGAUAUCAGUUAAGAAGUUUUAGUUAUAUUUGUGUACUUUGAGGAGACUUCAAUACUUUUAAAUAUUAAAUCUUACAACUACCUUUAUGAAAUAUUUCAACUUCAGAACAUGUCUAAUUUAUUGCAAGGAUGCAUUAACCCAUUCGAUACUGGUUACAGGUGAAAGGCCACGUCAUCUCAUUUGUUGACUCACAUUCAAAAUUUUAUUGAAAUACUAUUUCAUGAAAUAAUGUCAAUAAGUUUGGUAUCA
Molecule: messenger RNA, 7072 nt
Organism: Limulus polyphemus (Atlantic horseshoe crab)
Lineage: Eukaryota; Metazoa; Arthropoda; Merostomata; Xiphosura; Limulidae
Exons: 17
Coding region: 227-6067 (1946 amino acids)
Molecular function (GO): DNA binding; protein binding
Source: RefSeq, a predicted model, not a curated record